Rhinolophus ferrumequinum (greater horseshoe bat) is the source of this 3396-nucleotide messenger RNA. RefSeq names its product aldehyde dehydrogenase 18 family member A1 (gene ALDH18A1). Lineage: Eukaryota; Metazoa; Chordata; Mammalia; Chiroptera; Rhinolophidae. Gene Ontology annotation, molecular function: glutamate-5-semialdehyde dehydrogenase (NADP+) activity; ATP binding; glutamate 5-kinase activity. The transcript has 18 exons. The record is from RefSeq and is a predicted model, not a curated record. Gene Ontology annotation, cellular component: cytoplasm; mitochondrion. Bases 182 to 2569 code for a protein of 795 amino acids.
CGCCGCUGACGUCACGUCAUCUUGCGGGACGUGGACGGAAGAAAAAGGAAAGAAAGCCAGCGCCAGAAUCGGCUUCGCGUAGACUGAGGGCUAGGCAUUGGGACAGGACGCCGGCGGCGGCGGUAGUGAGACUCGGCGGCGGCUGCGAGGCAGGCACUUUGACCAGUGACCACAUCACACCAUGUUGAGUCAAGUCUACCGCUCUGGGUUCCAGCCCUUCAACCAGCGUCUCCUGCCCUGGGCCCAAUCCACAGCGCUCUCCAGAUAUCAUCGUGUCCAGCCUUCAGCCAUCAGACAUGUUCGUUCUUGGAGCACCAUCCCCUUUAUCACGGUACCCCUCAAUCGUGCACAUGGCAAGUCUUUUGCCCACCGCAGUGAGCUGAAACAUGCGAAGAGAAUUGUGGUGAAACUCGGAAGUGCCGUGGUGACCCGAGGAGAUGAAUGUGGCCUGGCACUGGGGCGCCUGGCAUCUAUUGUUGAGCAGGUGUCAGUGCUACAGAAUCAGGGCCGAGAGAUGAUGCUGGUGACCAGUGGAGCUGUAGCCUUUGGCAAGCAACGCUUACGCCAUGAGAUCCUUCUGUCUCAGAGCGUGCGGCAGGCCCUGCACUCAGGGCAGAACCAUCUGAAAGAGAUGGCAAUUCCUGUCUUGGAAGCCCGAGCCUGUGCAGCCGCCGGACAGAGUGGGCUGAUGGCCCUGUAUGAAGCCAUGUUUACGCAGUACAGCAUCUGUGCUGCCCAGAUUUUGGUGACUAAUUUGGAUUUCCAUGAUGAGCAGAAGCGAAGGAACCUCAAUGGGACACUUCAUGAGCUCCUUCGAAUGAACAUUGUCCCCAUUGUCAACACAAAUGAUGCUGUUGUCCCCCCAGCUGAGCCCAAUAGUGACCUCCAGGGGGUAAAUGUUAUUAGUGUUAAAGAUAAUGAUAGUCUGGCUGCCCGUCUGGCCGUGGAAAUGAAAACUGACCUCUUGAUUGUUCUUUCAGAUGUAGAAGGCCUCUUUGACAGCCCCCCAGGGUCAGAUGACGCAAAGCUCAUCGAUAUAUUUUAUCCCGGAGAUCAGCAGUCUGUGACAUUUGGAACCAAGUCGAGAGUGGGAAUGGGUGGCAUGGAAGCCAAGGUGAAAGCAGCCCUCUGGGCUUUGCAAGGUGGCACUUCUGUGGUUAUUGCCAAUGGAACCCACGCAAAGGUGUCUGGGCACGUCAUCACAGACAUUGUGGAGGGAAAGAAAGUUGGUACCUUCUUUUCUGAAGUAAAGCCUGCAGGCCCUACUGUUGAGCAGCAGGCAGAAAUGGCCCGAUCAGGAGGAAGGAUGCUGGCCACUUUGGAACCAGAGCAGAGAGCAGAGAUUAUCCAUCAUCUGGCUGAUCUGUUGACAGACCAGCGUGAUGAAAUCCUGUCAGCCAACAAAAAAGACCUGGAGGAAGCAGAGGGAAGACUUGCAGCUCCUUUGCUGAAACGUUUGAGCCUCUCCACAUCUAAAUUGAACAGCCUGGCCAUCGGUCUGCGGCAGAUUGCAGCCUCCUCACAGGACAGCGUGGGCCGCGUUUUACGCCGCACCCGAGUUGCAAAAGACUUGGAACUAGAACAAGUGACUGUCCCAAUUGGAGUUCUACUGGUCAUCUUUGAAUCUCGCCCUGACUGUCUACCCCAGGUGGCAGCCUUGGCUAUUGCAAGUGGUAAUGGCUUGUUACUCAAAGGAGGGAAGGAGGCUGCACAUAGCAACCGGAUUCUUCACCUCCUCACCCAGGAGGCCCUCUCCAUCCAUGGAGUCAAGGAGGCUGUACAGUUGGUGAAUACCAGAGAAGAAGUGGAAGAUCUUUGCCGCCUAGACAAAUUGAUAGAUCUGAUCAUUCCACGCGGCUCUUCCCAGCUGGUCAGAGACAUUCAGAAAGCCGCUAAGGGGAUUCCAGUGAUGGGGCACAGUGAAGGCAUCUGCCACAUGUACGUGGAUUCAGAGGCCAGUGUCGAUAAAGCCACCAGACUAGUUAGAGACUCUAAAUGUGAAUAUCCAGCUGCCUGUAAUGCUCUGGAGACUCUGUUAAUCCACCGCGAUCUGCUAAGAACACCACUGUUUGACCAGAUCAUUGAUAUGUUGAGAGUGGAGCAGGUGAAAAUUCACGCAGGCCCCAGGUUCGCCUCCUAUCUGACCUUCAGCCCCUCUGAAGUGAAGUCCCUCCGAACUGAGUAUGGAGACCUGGAAUUGUGCAUUGAAGUGGUGGACAGUGUCCAGGAGGCCAUCGACCACAUUCACAAGUAUGGCAGCUCCCAUACAGAUGUCAUCGUCACAGAGAAUGAGCAAACAGCAGAGUUCUUCCUCCAGCACGUAGAUAGUGCCUGUGUGUUCUGGAACGCCAGCACUCGCUUCUCUGAUGGUUACCGCUUCGGACUGGGAGCUGAAGUGGGAAUCAGUACAUCACGAAUCCAUGCCCGGGGACCAGUAGGACUCGAGGGACUACUUACUACUAAGUGGCUGCUGCGAGGGCAGGACCACGUGGUCUCAGAUUUCUCCGAGCAUGGAAGUUUAAAAUACCUUCACGAGAACCUCCCUGUUCCUCAGAGAAACACCAACUGAAAGCAUGCAGAGAAGAGCUGGACUGUUCUAGAGAUCUUCAGUUAAACUUGGCUGAAGAAUCUCAGGAUGAGCCAAGUCUGGUCUCCCACUUCCGGGAAGGGUCUGCCUGGUGGAAAGUAUACCUACAUGCUUCUGGGUUCAGAUUGGCAACAUUAGUCAUGGCUAAUGACUUGCAUUCCAGCUCACCCUUUUCUCUUUUUUUAAUAUAGAAAAUAAUUGCUAAUGAUAGGAACUUUGCUUACUUGCUAUAGCUAGGGACUUUGCACGGUCCCGUUCCCUUCACCUAUAGAAACAGAAAGGUGCGGUUUCCCCACAUACCAGGCAAUGGAAAAAGGGCCUCUUCUGACCUUUUUAUCACCUCAAUGAGGUAAAGUCUCCCGUGGCAUUUGGUUGGUACUAGAACCAGCCAUACCUAACAAGUCUUUCCACAUUUCCUUUCUUUCACACUCGUAGUCAUCUUCGAAAAGGAAAGAUUUGGAAUUUAGAAGAGGGACAGCUCUUUUAGCAUUCUCAUCAGAAACAAUCACAGAAAUGGACUGAAUCAUUUCCGCUGGUAAGCUCAACCUUUUAUAUUUAUUUGUGGAAUAAAUAUAAGCAUUCCAGAUGCUUGCAGCCUCUCUGGAUCCAGGAGAUUUGGCAUUACCCAUGAUGUAGCUGGAACCUGAAACUGCAGACAGGAGGUGUGCGUUUCUGGAUGAAGUAUCUACAGCAAUUACGCUUGAAAUUUUUAUAUGAAUUAUUUUGUCAUCCUGUCCUUCCAAAACAAAAUUAGAGGAUUAUUUUAAUACUUUGGAUUCUUUUCCCCUUUUUAAAAAAUAAAGUUCGUA